UAAUUUUGAUGAAUUGAUGACAUUUUUGUUUAUAAAUAAGAAGUCAAAAUAGAGAUGGAAAAUAUAAAUUGUUUUUUAUUUGGUAUUUCAUUCAAUUGGUGAACUUAACUGAGAUUGUUAUGUAGGAUUAUAUUUUAUGCACAAGAACAUUUGUAUAUUUUUGACGUGCUACGUCUGUACAUGUGAAUAAAGUAAAAAUACACUAAACGGUCAAAAUGGGAGAUGGAAGGGAAGAAUACACUGAUUGGCAGGAGUUCGCAAAUCAAUGUACCGAAAAUCUAGAGUUGUUGGAGCCUACUGAUUUAUAUAAUUUAUUGCAGCAAUCAACUGUAUAUUCAAAUUUAAGCGACCCAAAUUUUCUCCUACUUAUAGAUGCUAGAGACAAGAAUGAAUAUAAUGAGAGUCAUGUUGUUACAGCUAAAAAAGCACAAAAGGAUAAAACAGGUCAUUUUAUGGUGCCAUAUGAUGGGGAAUUAGAAUGUAAACAGAAUGUGGUUGUAUAUGAUAGUAAAUCAUCAACACUUAGAGAAGAAGAUUUUCCUCCUGCUUUACUUUGUGGAAUGAGAAUGUGGGAUAAUGGCAGCAGAAAUAAAGUGAAAAUCUUAAAAGGUGGAUACGAAGAAUUUUCAAAACUAUAUCCAUUUUUACGAACACAAAAGAUAAUGUUUAUGCCUAAGGAAAUGGAUGAAAUUAAACCAUACCCAAUAGAAGUUAUACCAGGUCUGUUGUACUUUGGAAACUGGAAACAAGGCAAUGCUGAAUACAUCCAGAAAGAUCUGAAAAUAAAAGGCCAUGUCAACUGUUGUGUAGAGGCGGAAACAUUUUUUUCAGAGCCAGGUCCACAUUUAUUACACUGUCAAGUAUCAGAUGACAAUGAUGCUGAUUUAUAUAGUAAAUUCCAAACAGCUUGUCAGUUUAUAGAUACUCACAUAGAAAAGAAUGAAGCUGUCCUUGUAUUUGACAACUUAGGAAUUAGUCGAUGUGUUACAGUUGUGGUAGCCUUUUUGAUGCGUCAUUUCAAGAAAUCAUUAGAGGAUGCAUAUAAUAUGGUAUUAAGCUGUAGCAAUACAGUAAGACCCUACAGAGGAUUCAUAGAACAACUAUCUAAAUGGGAGCAAGAUGUACUUGGCAAAAAGACAACAAAUAUUGAUGAUCCAAAUUACUAAAUGCAUGACAUCACCAAAAUGUGUACUUGUAAAAUUUAUCUAAAAGAGAUCAUGUCAAAACACAUUAUGUUUACAUUGAACUAAGUAAUGGUGUUUGCUGUGCCCUGAGAGAUACAAAGUAGUGGCCUACAUUUAUUUUACUGAUAAAAGGCUACUGCCAUAACAGCUGUGUUGUACUGAAGCAAAAUGUUUCAUUUGUCAAACUAAAUGGCAUUGUGCCAAAAAUUAGGUCUUUAUCUAUUUUGUUAAAGUAAACCUAGAAUAAGACAAAGCUCACCAUAAGAGAACAGUGAAUGAGUAGCUUUAAUAUUAUUUAUUUUGUCUCGGUUAAUUUACACAUCAGAUUUUUACUCUCUGUAUAUUUAAAAAUAAAAAAAUGUAGAAUUGUCUCUUUAUUAUAUAUUCAUGUACACUUAUGAAGAUCUUAAGGGGGCUCCUGGGUAUAAAUGAAUUUUUUAUCCUAAUAUAGGAUUUCGCUAUAUUUUUUCAUAAAUGAACUUUAUCAUUUACUUCAAAGAAAAUUGAAAUAAAAAAAUGGAGUCACCGUUUAUUUAAGCUAAAAUCUGCCUCUGGAAGAAGCAUACAUUUUUGUUAAUGUCCUUUUUUUCUGUUGAACUAAUAGGAGAAAAAGAGGAAAUAUAGUAAUAAAAAAAUAACCUAAUAUAAGAAAUCGCUUAAAUUUUACAAUUAUUUAGUUUAUGUACAGCUUAUUUGAAAACAAUAAUAAAAAAUAUAGGUCACCGAUGAGUUGAAAAAGAUAUUUCAAAUUUAAGGCCAAAAAAAUGGCAUUUUUGCACCAAAGGGAGAUAAUUUGGAGCUUUUUCAAUUUUUAAAGUCAUCUGGGGCCAAACCAAAUCAUUUUUUUUUUUGUACCAUAUCAUAAAGUAACAACUAGUAGUGUAAUAAAUAGAAUUUGUAAUGAAAAAAUUAAGGUUUAAUUUUGCUAAAAUUUUUGUACCCACGAGCCACCUUAAUAUGUGCUCGAUAAAGGUAAAUGUUGUAGUUAUUCCUUAUUCAAAAAAAACAUUUAAAAACUAGCUAAAUGAUACCAUAAUUUUACUUUUACCAUAGUAGAAUACCUGUAUUCAUAUUAAUAAAUAAGGGUAAAUACAAGUGCUCUUUUCACAAAAAAUGUUGACAUAAAUUACUAGGAACUUUCACUGAAAUGUCAAUGACUUAUGAAUCUUUUUACUCAUAAGAUUUAUUGAGAAAUGAAUGGCAUAACUUUUCUCUAAUUGAGUCAGUUAAGAUCCAGAAUGCCAAUAUUAUGUCAUGUUGACGAAUUACAUAAAGCAUAAGCUGCCAAAUUGCUUUUUUUUUGUUUUGUUUUGUUUUGUAUUGCCUAUAAUAUGUUAUAUAUGAUACAUAAUGUAGAUCUGUAAACAUCCUGAAAUUUUCUCUAUAGAUGAUAUUCCCCUAAAAAUUCUCCUUGUCCCUGGCAUGAUGAACUUCAUUGCAUCUAGCAUGGAUUAAAAGAAAAGGAAUUGGACUGUUCAGACAGUGUUUAUAGAAUUCAUGAGUGAGUCUAGAGCUGUUGCUAUGAAUUUUUAUAAAAUUUAAAGUUUGGCCCAGUUUUAGCACUAGGUCCUUAUUCCAUUUUAUAAGCACUAACUCUGUUGCUUUAUACACUAGGAAGACCAUUAUAACAAAGUGAACAUUCAGAAAUAUGUAAAAUGUCUUUUAAUAAUUAUCUGACAAAACUGUGUUAAAUUGUUUCCGUAAUAAUUCAACUGUAUGUGUUCUUUUUUGAUGUUCAGGUUGUUAUAUUUGUUUUGAUAUUGCCUAUCUUUGCUAUUUUGUUUAUUUUUUUCAAAUAGGCAAUAUAGAUAUGGUCACCAAUAUUUGUUAAUUUCUGUGUCAUUUGGUCUCUUGUGAAGAGUUGUCUCAUUGGCAUUUACACCACAUCUUCUUUUUUUUUAAUAUAUAUUCUCUUUUACUUUUAAUAAAUUACAGGUUUUAAAUUUGUAUGUAUUGAGAAUAGACUGUUGCUUUUAAAGUGAGGUCUCAAAUAAUUUCAGUUAAUAUUGUAAAUGGGAAAAAAUUACUGAACUAUAUUUAAGAAGUGGAAAUCAUGUAAUAAUUUAUUAUUUUUAACAAGAUUAUUGAAUCAUUAGUUAUUUUUUACAUGCUUUAUUAUGACAACUGUUUAUCUGUGAUAUUUAUAUAUGUACAUGUAGUUAAUGUUAUAAUCAUUAUCAAUAAAAUCAUUCUUUUUA
This is a messenger RNA of Mytilus trossulus (common blue mussel), 3382 nucleotides long. RefSeq names its product serine/threonine/tyrosine-interacting-like protein 1. The transcript is spliced from 9 exons. Lineage: Eukaryota; Metazoa; Mollusca; Bivalvia; Mytilida; Mytilidae. The coding region runs from base 216 to 1166 and encodes 316 amino acids. Gene Ontology annotation, cellular component: mitochondrion. Gene Ontology annotation, biological process: negative regulation of cytoplasmic stress granule assembly; positive regulation of intrinsic apoptotic signaling pathway; protein dephosphorylation. Gene Ontology annotation, molecular function: protein phosphatase inhibitor activity; protein tyrosine/serine/threonine phosphatase activity; pseudophosphatase activity. The record is from RefSeq and is a predicted model, not a curated record.